Punica granatum (pomegranate) is the source of this 2571-nucleotide messenger RNA. The record is from RefSeq and is a predicted model, not a curated record. Lineage: Eukaryota; Viridiplantae; Streptophyta; Magnoliopsida; Myrtales; Lythraceae.
CGCCCUUCUUUGUCGACGCAUUUCAUGGUAUCAUUCAGUUGCCACACACGCAGUCCCUUCUUUUUCUUGCCCUUAAUGAGCUUUAGCUUAGCUAUAACUCGCUAGCUAGCUGUACGGGUGUUUAAUUCUCUCUAUUGAUACUAUACCCACACUCACAUAUAUAUAGAUAUAUUUACCCUUGGAGAAGAGAGAGGGACAGACAGACACAGAAUCACCAAGCAAGUUAGUUAGCUAGCUAGCCAUAGCUAGUACGACUCUCUGAUGAGAAGUUCAUACACAGACAGAGUUACAUGGCUAAUCUCUUCGUGUGUGCCUGUGUGUGUGUGUUUUCUGGGAAAUAAUUAAUAUUCGUCCGAUCUCUGCAAGCGGAACUGGUGGACUUAAUCAAGGAAACAAAAAUCAGUCGUUUUUUGAUGAGUUACAUGAUGAGAGAUCAAACGGGAGAGAACCUUGAGGCUCAGACGACGAUCAGGAAAGGGGCGGACCAAGGCCACCAAGAUGAAUCAGCAGCCACCAUCACCUUCUCCGAUAUGAAGCCAACCAGACCUGUUACUUUAAAGUUUCAGGACAUUGUUUACACGGUAAACAUUCGCAAGAAAGGAAGCUUAUUGUCAUCAUUUGCAAAGGUCCAAAAACCCGAGGCGAAAAUGAUCCUGAACGGAAUAUCGGGCAUAGUCUCGCCUGGUGAGGUGCUGGCGAUGCUCGGCCCUUCAGGAAGUGGCAAGACAACCUUGUUGACUGCUCUUGGAGGUCGUUUGGAGAGCGGCAAACUGACUGGAUCUAUAACCUACAACAACAGGCCAUUCUCAAACUUGCUCAAGCGGAACACGGGAUUUGUGACUCAAGAUGAUAUCAUGUACCCUCACCUGACCGUCACUGAAACCCUAGUAUUCACGGCCCUCCUGAGGCUCCCCAGGACAUACACGAAGGAAGAGAAGGUCGCCCAUGCAGAGGCGGUAAUAAGCCAACUAGGUUUAACCAAGUGCAAGAACAUCAUUAUAGGAGGCUAUAAAAAUAAGCUCCUUAGAGGGGUAUCAGGAGGCGAGAGAAAGCGUGUCAGCAUCGGCCAGGAGAUGCUCAUAAACCCUAGUCUAUUGUUACUCGAUGAGCCUACCUCAGGUCUUGACUCAACGACAGCUCAGAGGAUUGUGAAGAAGCUAUGGGAACUUGCUAGUGAGGGGAGAAGGACGGUCGUGAUGACCAUUCACCAGCCCUCAAGUCGGAUAUUUUACAUGUUCCAUAAGGUUAUGGUCUUGUCGGAGGGCAGGCCCUUGUACUUUGGGCUGGGAAGUGAAGUCAUGCAAUAUUUCUCCACUGUCGGUUACACACCUUCUGUGGCCAUGAAUCCUGCCGAUUUCCUGCUUGACCUCGCAAAUGGUGUUGCUCCUGAAGAUGAACUUAAAGAUAAAGGGUCCGUCAAGCAAGCUCUGGUGUCAGCUUAUAAGGACCACCUUGGCGAUAGAUUGAAACAAGAACUUCUCGAAGAUGAUAAAGGGCUCGACAGUGGACAGCGAGGAGAAGACAAGAACACCGGUGAGUGGGCGACGACUUGGUGGGAUCAGUUCAGUAUUUUGCUCAGAAGAGGAGUCAAGGAGAGGAAGCAUCAGUCCUUCUCUGGUAUCAAGAUGGCGCAAGUUCUGGUGGUAGCUCUCAUCUCCGGCUUGUUAUGGUGGCAAUCAGAUGCUGCUCAUUUGCAGGAUAAGAUUGGGCUGCUCUUUUUCUACUCGGCCUUCUGGGGCUUCUUCCCUCUGUUCCAGGCCAUCUUCACCUUCCCGGAGGAGCGACUGAUGCUGGAGAAGGAGCGGUCAUCGGGCAUGUACAAGCUCUCGUCCUACUUCAUGUCGAGGAUAGUAGGUGACCUCCCGAUGGAGCUCGUGCUCCCGACGAUCUUCAUGGUCAUCACAUACUUCAUGGCAGGGUUCAAGCCCACGGUGGCCUACUUCAUGAGCACGCUCUUUACACUCCUCUACAGCGUGCUAGUGGCCCAGGGGCUCGGGCUCGCCAUAGGGGCCCUAGUCAUGGACCAGAAGGCAGCCACGACGUUUGGGUCAGUGCUGAUGCUGUCCUUCCUGUUAGCCGGAGGGUACUACGUCCAAAAUGUCCCUCCAUUUAUAGCCUGGAUUAGGUACAUUUCCAUAAGCCACUACACUUACAAGCUCUUGUUGGGCUCACAGUUUAGGCCCAAUGAGACUUACCCAUGUGGGGCCAGGAGGGAUUGUCUGGUGGGCGAGUUCCCUUCUAUAAAGAAAGUGGGGCUGGAUGGGCAAGCAUCGGCUAUCGUUGCCUUGGGUAUUAUGUUGGUGGGCUAUAGGCUCAUUGCUUAUGUUGCCCUCAUGAGGAUUGGAGUCACCAAGUCCAAGAAGAGGUGAAUGCGUGACCACACCCACCCACCCCCCCCCUCAUGAAGCUUUAUUAUGCAUUACUGAUUAAUCGAAGCAAUGGAGAUGAACAAAUUAAUACGACACUCGCUGUCGCAGCAGACAUAUAUAUAUAUAUAUAUAUAUUAAGGUUUUCGCGUUUGUACUUGUGGAUGCUCUACAUGAUUGGAUAUUAUAUCUGUUCUGCUUCGCA